GUCUCAUCAGAACAGGGUCAAGAAAACAAACAUGGCGGUUUCCAGUGUUUUCAGACCGGGUUUGUUCGACCAUAAAGUUGCAAUAGUAACAGGUGGAGGGACCGGUAUCGGUAAAGCUAUCUCUGCAGAGCUGCUGGAGCUGGGCUGCAAUGUGGUGAUCUCCAGUAGAAAACUGGAGAGGUUGGAGACAGCAGCCAAGGAGAUGAGACAGAAAAUCCCAACCUCCAGCCCCGCACGUGUCACUCCCAUGAUCUGCAACAUCCGUAAUGAAGAUGAGGUGAAAACUCUUGUAUCAUCGGUGCUGAAGCAGUACGGCCGCAUAGAUUUUUUGGUGAACAAUGGAGGAGGUCAGUUCAGCAGUCCAGUAGAACACAUGUCCUCUAAAGGCUGGAAGGCCGUGAUAGACACAAACCUGACUGGAACCUUCCACUGCUGUCAGGAAGUCUACACAGCAUGGAUGAAACAACAUGGAGGGGUGAUCAUCAACAUUAUCGCCGACAUGUGGAAAGGUUUCCCAGGCAUGGCCCACACGGGAGCAGCGAGGGCAGCAGUGGAUAACUUAACGAAGAGUCUGGCCAUCGAGUGGGCAGCCUCAGGAGUCAGAGUCAAUGCUGUUGCACCUGGUACCAUUUUUUCCAAAACUGCCAUGGAGAACUAUAAGGAGCUUGGACCAAACCUUUUCAAAAUGUCUGUUCCAUUUAGUCCUGCAAAGAGACUUGGAGUGCCAGAAGAGAUCUCCUCAGCAGUUUGUUUCCUGCUCUCUCCUGCCGCCUCCUACAUCUCAGGGGCCACCCUGAGGGUCGAUGCGGGGCAGAGUCUGUACCACUCCAUGUGGGAGAUACCCAACCACCGUGCAUGGCCUGAGGCUCCAGAAGGGGAAAACCUGGACUCUCUGAAGGACCUGCUCAACCCACAAAGCAAACUCUAAUGCAGUUUUGUAUCAUGUUCUGACUCCAGUGCAUUAAACCACACAAACACCUGUCCAGUGAGCAUAAUACAGACACCGCAAGCACUGUCACAGAGACCAGAUACCGUCGUGGCCUUGUUAUAAGAUGUGAUUUCUAAUGUAAUUCAUGUGGUUCAUCUGUUAUAUUGUAUGUAAUUAAUAUCAACAUGUGUGUGUGAUUAUUUUUCUGAGUAAUUAUUUGUGACGACAAACUUUUAUUAUGAAUGUAGAAUACCUUCUGAUUAAAUAUUUUUCUGUU
This is a messenger RNA of Scomber japonicus (chub mackerel), 1205 nucleotides long. It is a transcript of the gene pecr, whose product is annotated as peroxisomal trans-2-enoyl-CoA reductase. NCBI's taxonomy places the organism in Eukaryota, Metazoa, Chordata, Actinopteri, Scombriformes, Scombridae. Gene Ontology annotation, cellular component: peroxisome. Gene Ontology annotation, biological process: phytol metabolic process. The transcript has 8 exons. Gene Ontology annotation, molecular function: trans-2-enoyl-CoA reductase (NADPH) activity. The record is from RefSeq and is a predicted model, not a curated record. The coding region runs from base 32 to 928 and encodes 298 amino acids.